Agrilus planipennis (emerald ash borer) is the source of this 771-nucleotide messenger RNA. RefSeq names its product dihydroxyacetone phosphate acyltransferase-like. The transcript has 6 exons. The record is from RefSeq and is a predicted model, not a curated record. Bases 22 to 771 code for a protein of 249 amino acids. NCBI's taxonomy places the organism in Eukaryota, Metazoa, Arthropoda, Insecta, Coleoptera, Buprestidae. Gene Ontology annotation, cellular component: mitochondrial membrane; peroxisomal membrane. Gene Ontology annotation, biological process: ether lipid biosynthetic process. Gene Ontology annotation, molecular function: glycerone-phosphate O-acyltransferase activity.
GUUUUUAAUUUGAGAUCUAUUAUGGGAAAUUGUCCAGUUAUAUUUGUACCAUCUCACAGAAGCUAUGUUGAUUUUACAGUCAUGUCAUAUUUGUGUUUCCAUUACGAUAUUGAAUUGCCUGCAAUUGCUGCAGGAAUAGAUUUCAAAGGUAUGGCAAUAUUUGGCAAACUUUUGCGACAAGUGGGAGCAUUUUAUAUGAGAAGGUCUUUCCGUGACACAGACUUUUUAUAUUGGCAAAUAUUUCAACAGUAUAUUGAAGAUAUCAUGACAAAGGGACAUCAACCUAUUGAAUUCUUUAUUGAGGGUACCAGAAGUCGUACUGGGAAAAGUCUUUAUCCAAAACUGGGUUUAUUGUCCAUGUUGUUAAAACCUUACUUUACUUCAGAAGUGCCAGAUAUUCUUUUUGUGCCAGUAAAUUUAAGUUAUGAUCGAGUAUUAGAGGAAAGACUGUUUGCAUUUGAACUUCUAGGUGUUCCAAAGCCUAAGGAGUCAACCAAAGGAUUUUUCCGGUCUUUACGUUAUCUCCAUCAGGACUAUGGAAACGUUUACGUUACAUUUUGCAGUCCCAUUUCAGCAGCUGAUUAUUUUAGUAGCAAAAUAGAUCGAUCUGUUCACAAUUUACAGCCAAAACACGCCAUGGAAUUCACUAAUAAAGAGAAGAAUCUCAUAUCACAAUUCGCCGUCGAAAUCGUUGACAAUCAGCAAAGAAAUUCAACAAUUACAUUUUCUAAUCUUAUUGCUGCUGUUCUAUUAAAUGAUACUUUAGGCUAA